Messenger RNA from Notolabrus celidotus (New Zealand spotty), 5352 nucleotides. RefSeq names its product La ribonucleoprotein 4Ab (gene larp4ab). The record is from RefSeq and is a predicted model, not a curated record. The transcript has 15 exons. NCBI's taxonomy places the organism in Eukaryota, Metazoa, Chordata, Actinopteri, Labriformes, Labridae. Gene Ontology annotation, molecular function: mRNA 3'-UTR binding. Bases 723 to 2966 code for a protein of 747 amino acids. Gene Ontology annotation, biological process: positive regulation of translation. Gene Ontology annotation, cellular component: cytoplasmic stress granule; cytosol.
GCAGAGGAGAGGUCAGAAAGCGAACAGACGCGGUUGAAAAUUCACCCCUGCAUAUAGUGUUUUGCAAGCAGCAGAUCCGCCGCUCAAUGCAUGCUGGGAUAGCUAGCGACGCGAAACAAGCGCGACGUUACUUAACUUUUCUCUCUGACUAUUUUUAUUUUAAUCAUUUUAAGAGACUGGUGGGAGGUUAUGAAGUAAACGCCCUAGUGGAAAGCGUCUAUGAUUUCUUAAUUCUUGCCAUUAAGAGAUCAGCGAAACUGGGCAGACAGGAGCGGCUGUGAGCGAAUAGGCUGGUGUUGCUCUUGCAGUGGAGGCGGAGAGCAGUGCCUAUAGAGACGGACGGGUGCAGACAGAGGACGGACGCAGCUGUCACAUGCUGGAUGAGCAGCGCCACAAAGCUGAACUGCGGGAUGAGGAAUUGAACACAUUUCGUCAAAUGGAAACACAUUUUUACUAAAUAGUUAUUUAUGUAAAAAAAAAAAAAAAAAAAACAGAGGCUUGUACACUCGUGGUCCGCGCGGACGCACAGCUCGGUUUGGAGCGGAGCACGUUCGGCUGUUUGAAUCACGUUACUGGGGAGACGGUAGUUAAGCGGAGGGAGCAACGAGAAGCCACUUCUGAAGUAUUUUUCUGAAGUUAAAGCCGUCGAUUUGACCAACAGUCUGUUGCAUCUCCAAGGAAAAGGGGAAGACAUCAGAGAGAAGGCGAGGAGAGAAGGCAGCAUGGUUACUACCAAGGGAACAGGCCUGAACCCCAACGCAAAGGUGUGGCAGGAGAUCCCCGCACACCAGAAUGACCUCCCAGAGGGGACAGGGGACUCUCCUUGGCUGUUGACCUACUCCCCUCCCGCUGAAAUGACUGGAGGUUCCUCAGAAGUUCCCUCUGUAGGGGGAAAAGGAUAUGACACUGAAUACCAGGACAGCACAGCUGACUAUGACCCCGCACCCACGGAUGACAUUGUCGACGGCAUUGACCAUGCUGAUCUGAGCUAUUUAGUCUUUGACUCACAAUGCGGCCCUGCUGUGGACGGUGACAUUGUGAAGGAACAACCAAUGUCUGAGGAGAGCCUGCGGGAGUCUUUGAAGAAACAGCUCGAGUUCUACUUUUCUAGAGAGAACUUAACUAAGGACCUGUACCUGAUAUCCCAGAUGGACAGUGAUCAGUUUGUUCCUAUCUGGACUAUUGCGUGCAUGGAAGACAUCAAAUCCCUUACCACUGACAUGGAUCUUAUUCUUGAUGUCCUGCGAGCCUCACCGAUGGUGCAAGUUGACGAUUCUGGAGAGAAGGUUCGGCCAAACCACAGUCGCUCCAUCAUUAUUCUGAGAGAGGUGCCAGAGACUACACCAGUUGAGGAAGUGGAGGCUCUUUUUAAGAGUGAAAAUUGUCCAAAAGUAUUAAGUGUGGAGUUUGCACACAACAGCAACUGGUACAUAACAUUUCAGUCUGACAUGGAUGCAUUGCAGGCUUAUAGAUACUUAAGAGAGGAAGUAAAAACGUUUCAGGGGAAGCAAAUCAUGGCCCGUAUCAAGGCCAUCAACACGUUCUUCGGCAAGAACAGCUUUCGCAGUGUGGACUCAUCUGCUUACAGCCAGCAUACCCAACCACAGGCUCAGUACAGCUCCCCAGUGUACAUGCAGCAGGUGUACAGCCCUCAGCAGCAGUACCCUGUUUACCCUGUGGUGUCUCCCUCCUGGAACCCUUCUGUCGUGCCUUACUUUGAAACACCACUGGCACCUUUCCCGCAUAAUGGAUUCAUGAAUGGUUUCAGCGGUGCGGGUAACUACAAAGUCAACUCGAGCUCCGUCAACACCCAAAGACCAUUGAACAGAAACAGAAACCAUGUCAAGGGUCACCCUAGGCCCAGAGAUGAGCCCUCUCAAUCUUUGUCCCCCGGGGCCUUGUCAGAUGGUCUGCCUGGUCACUUAAGUUCACUGCCCCCCCAGAAGUCAGGGACACUGAGUGGCACCAAUACAGCAUUGGUCUCUCUGCCAUCCUUCAGCCAUAAAGAUGCUCCUCUACAGGCCACCAAUCUUUCUGGGUAUCUGAACAUGGCUGCACGGGGCAGAAGAGGUAGCCAGAGAGGCAUGAGGAGGAAGCGGGAGGAUGAACAAAGCAUGAAGCCUAUCCCCUUGAUGGAGGCCAAGGUAUCUCCUCCACCAAAGUUCGAUCUGGAAGCUUCCAAUUUUCCACCUUUACCGGGAUCUGUGGUCAGUUUGAGAGAAGAAACUACACCAGAGAUGCGCAUGUCUGAUGUUGUGCGUGGCCUAAAGGUGACUCACAAGUCUGCCAACCAAGAGGCUCGUGAGACCCAACCCACAAACACAGCCGAAGAUGAUGUGAAGAAAGUUGAUCCUGUGACUCCGGUUGCUAAACCUCCUCCUGUAACACCACCCACACAGGUGGCACUGUCUCCACCAAGUGUUGUCUGUCCACCAGUUAAGGAGGAGGAUAAAACUGAACCUCCUGUUCCAGAGGAGGAAACCUCAUCAGACACACAGGUUUCCCCUCUAGCAGCCUCUGAAGAUGCCCCUUCCACCUGCAGCCAGUCAGAAGGAACUUCUCCAUCUCCUCCCUCUCCUACAUCAGAGCUGGGGUCAAGGAAACUCAGCUAUGCAGAAGUGUGCCAGAAGCUAGCCAAGGACCCUCCACCAGUCCAGCCCCCCUCUCCCUCCCCUCCAGCCUCUACAGCCAGCCAGCCACUCCAAGAGCUCAAGGUCAACAGGGUGGAGGAGCUCCGGCCCAACUCCAGGCGCACUAAAGACAAACCGGAGAAAUCCGGACACAGCCGCCCUCCUCGACAACCGUUACGCUCCUUUACUGGGGCGAAUGGCCAAUCAAGAGUCGCGGGCACAGGGCAGAAGAUUUGGGAGCAUCAGAGAGGCCUGAAUCCAAGAAAACAGUUUUCCCCUCAGCGGGGAGUACGGCGUGGAAAAGAACAGAACAUUCCCCCCCGGUCACCGAAGUAACCUGAGAAAAGAAGCCUAUAGAAUAUGAAUAAACACACAUGUAAAUAUGUAAAUAGAGAGAUGAAUAUAUUUCUUAGACAGACUUUAUCACUUGAUCUCUUAAAAAGGUUUCAGACAUGUAAUAAUUUGGCAACACAUCAAGUACAUACACCUUUCUAGAAACUUCAUAAAGUCUGCUGAGAGAUGCAGAAUUGUUGGGUGAUAAAACUUUAUGUUAAGUAAUUUUAUCACGACAUCAUCAAAAGACACCUCCAUAAAUCGGCAUGAUCUGUAGUGUGUGUGUGUGUGUGGUUGUGUGUAUGGAUGUAUGUUGACUGAAAAUGGGAAAUUUGGAUCUUGUUACUUUUCAGUAAUAAGGAAGUUAACCUAUGGCAAGUGUUAAUAUUUGCAAUGUCCAUUAGGCACAUUUGAGGUCUUUGUGAAUGGUUGAUGUAGGUGUGCUCUGUCUUGAACGUUGAAACGUAAUUGUUUUUUCUUGUCUUUUUCAGUACUGAAAUCAAGAAUGCAUGGCCGUUAAAGGGUAUAUGUUAAAUGUAUGGCAUAAUUCUAGAAACCACGGGGGUGUCUGAUGAUUAAUGUAAAGAUUGUACAUUUCUAACGUGAAGUAGUGUUUGAACAUUUCUCUCGUUAAUACGAAGGUAAAUGUGCAGAACAUUUGAUCUUUCAAUACUUAACCAGUAGUUGUCUUUUUGAGGCAUAUGUUAGUGCUGUACUUCUACUUCAAGAAUAUUCCAGUAUUACUUGAAAGUUAGGUUUGUUUAUGUUGAGGCUGGAUCAAAUGGCUUCAUAAACAUGUGUACGUCUUAGUAUACAUUGCAAGAAAAAUGCAACUGAAAAAUAUUCAGUCAAAUAGCCAUGAGUCACUAGAUGAAAGCAGGAGCAGAAUACUUUUAAUUGGGUAUCAGUUACAUACAUUUCUGGGUAUUACAGCAGGAUUAAUGGGAUAUUUGACCAGCUUUGGCUUCAGUCCUUGAUUUUUGUAAAACAGCCUUACUCUAACUGGAACUUGUCAAAAUACAGUGGAAAGGUCUGAGGAUUAGCCAGGAGUCAAUAGGAUUUAGGUUAUGGAUCGUUCUGUAUUAACAGUUUCUGUAAAGCCUUUAGGGAAAGAUGGUAAAUGUUGGAGAACCAGGUGUCUCUUGGUUGUGACUACUGUCGGCACUAGAUUUAUUAAUGCAUUUGAAAUGACGUGGGACCUUGGGGUAUACAUUUUUUGGUCAGAACAAAAUGUGUAACCUUCAUAAUGACAGUAUGUAAUUGAUGGUUGGCCAGUGUUUCAGCUGAUGUAGAUCGUACAUCACAUGUACCUGCUUUUGUUGUUGAAUAUGUAGGGCUUCAAAUGAAUGUACUCCUUUUGGCUUAAACCACUUUUGAGCUUGGCUGUUUAGGCUAUCAUUGGUUGUUUUUGUAUACACGUUCAUUUUUAUGUAGGUUGUUCAUGUUUUUCUUCUUGCUAUAGAAAGGUUUAAUUUUCUAUCAGAUUGUGUCUCUUUUGAGUUAACAGAACUUAAUGUAAUUUAAAAAAAAAACAACCAAUGCUUAUGGUUGCGGAACAGAUACUCAUGUCAUCAACAGCUGAAUUAGAAGCCAGUCAAUACAACCAGUCUUGGCUGAGCAGAAAAUGCCUGCAUAUGUAGUGAUGUGAGCUGAAAUGCACUACCCACAAGGCUUUUGGAUCAUUACUGCAGUGAAAUUUAAAAGGUGUUGUAAAAAUGUUGAACUUGUGUGCUAACGUGCUUACAUUUCAUCUUAAGUUUUCUGAUUCUGCAAAAGAAAGUGAGAUAAAAGAGAUAGUCAGCUUUGCUUUGCUUGGAUGAAUGUCUUGAGUCACCUGUUGUAAAUGUAUUGCAUUUCAAAGUAUAUUGUUUCUUGUUAUCUGUAGUACAGUUGUUUCCUAGGUAUACAUGUGUAACAUUGAAAGGUUGCGUGUGUAAGAAAAGAGGAUGCUUCUUCUAAAACUUUAUGGAACUAUUAUUUGAAACCAAACCCGCCGUGCCUUAAUAUUUCAGUUUAGUGUUAAAGAGUUUUGAGCACAGGGGUUUGUCACACUAAAUAAGGGUAGUUAGUUGGUUGUUAAGUCAGUUUAUGACACUUGAGACACAAGAUUAAGUCCUGUCCAGUGUAAUAUUCAUUUUAUUUUGGGAGCAGCUGCAGGGCUUUGACUGGUUUAGGAGGGGCUUAAUAUGUGUGUGCAUGCUUGUUCAUGUUCAUGAUGUGUGAAACAGCUAAUUUUGUUAGCUUGUCAAUGCAGUUUGUCUUUUAUCAAAAAUAUGUCCAAAAGCUCACAUUGAAAAAUUUGUUUGCAGUUUGCAGCCAUGUACACACUGGUUAUUUAGUGAAUAUUCUGUUGCAGAGUCAGAUGUAUGGAAUAAAGAUUUAUUUUUAA